GAUGGAUGGGAGGCAUGUUGUUGGUUGGAGCUAUCCCAAUCUGUUCUGGGAUAACAGGGUUCCUGUUCCUGGCUGGUUUAUGUCACCAUGCAGCACUAUGGAGUGAACGGCUACUCCCUGCACGCCAUGAACUCGCUGAGUGCCAUGUACAACCUGCACCAGCAGGCAGCUCAGCAAGCCCAGCACGCCCCCGACUACCGGCCCUCGGUGCACGCCCUCACCUUGGCAGAGAGACUGGCUGACAUCAUUUUGGAGGCACGUUAUGGAUCCCAGCACCGCAAACAAAGGCGAAGUCGCACGGCUUUCACUGCCCAGCAGCUGGAGGCACUGGAGAAGACCUUCCAGAAGACUCACUACCCAGACGUGGUGAUGAGAGAGCGGCUGGCUAUGUGCACAAACCUACCUGAAGCCAGAGUCCAGGUCUGGUUCAAGAACCGGAGAGCCAAAUUCCGGAAGAAGCAGCGGAGCCUGCAGAAAGAGCAGCUGCAGAAGCAGAAGGACUGUGAAGGGAGCCACAGCGAGGGCAAGACGGAGCCGCCUGUGCUGGAGACCCAGGCCACCACCCCGGACACCGAGAAGGUCCAGAGCCUCCCCAGUGAGGUUGGCACAGACCUCAACCUAACCCUGUCGGAGCAGUCGGCCAGCGAGUCGGCACCAGAGGACCAGACCGACAGAGAGGAGGAGUUUAAGAGCACCUUGGAUGAGGCUAAAGUGGACAAGAGCCCUGGUGUGGACAGCAAGGCUUUGAACUGCAAGAGAGCGAGCCCAAAAGCAGAGUCCCCUAUCAGCGCAACUGUGACGCCUUCAUCCAGCAGCGGCCUGGCCCAGACUCACUCCUACUCCUCCUCUCCCUUGAGCCUCUUCCGCCUGCAGGAGCAAUUCCGCCAGCACAUGGCAGCCACCAACAACCUGGUCCAUUACUCCUCCUUUGAAAUGGGGACACCGUCUGCCAUGCCCUACUUGGGCAUGAACGUCAACAUGGCGCCACUGAGCUCUCUGCACUGUCAGUCCUAUUACCAGUCGCUCUCCCACGCUCAGCAGGUCUGGUCCUCACCCAUCCUGCAGGCCUCCAGCUCCCUUCCAAGCCUGAACAGUAAAACGACGAGUAUUGAGAACCUAAGGCUCCGGGCAAAGCAGCACGCCGCGUCCCUCGGGCUCGACACCCUGCCCAACUGACUGCCAGAGGAGCUACCAUUGCCCACGAGAAGAUGCACCAGAGGUUGGCACUAGACAUGUCACUCCUUGAAUCCCCACGCACCCCCAUCUCUUCCUGGAGUAAGGUGCUCCCUUUCAGGGAAGACUUUGCCUUUAUUAACGUCUUACUAGCACCACGAUUGCAUCAGAC
Molecule: messenger RNA, 1345 nt
Organism: Manacus vitellinus (golden-collared manakin)
Lineage: Eukaryota; Metazoa; Chordata; Aves; Passeriformes; Pipridae
Gene: DMBX1
Product: diencephalon/mesencephalon homeobox 1
Exons: 5
Coding region: 88-1176 (362 amino acids)
Biological process (GO): regulation of transcription by RNA polymerase II
Molecular function (GO): RNA polymerase II transcription regulatory region sequence-specific DNA binding; DNA-binding transcription factor activity, RNA polymerase II-specific
Source: RefSeq, a predicted model, not a curated record